Molecule: messenger RNA, 612 nt
Organism: Colletotrichum scovillei
Lineage: Eukaryota; Fungi; Ascomycota; Sordariomycetes; Glomerellales; Glomerellaceae
Exons: 1
Coding region: 1-612 (203 amino acids)
Source: RefSeq, a predicted model, not a curated record
AUGCCAAGAACAAUCAAUCAGCCAGGAAGCAACCAGGCUGACAACCCACUCUUCUUCUACAUGCCUGAUGGCGAAUGGGGAGAAUUUUGCCAAUGGCACAAGUCGAGCUUCAGCGUAUCCAGAGCAGAGAUCUCUGACCUCAUUGGACACACCAUAGACGAGACAGACCCUGAUGGAACCAUAACCUUCAACUGCGCUGAGCAAUUUAUGAUGUACUGCAAAGCUGCGAGAUUCUACGACAUCCCGACACAAGAUCAAGUCCUAGCGGCAAGCAGCCCCAAGGAACAGAAGAGGCUAGGCAAAAAUGUCGAUGGGUUCACGAACGAGAGUUGGGAUCAGAUCAAGAGCGCCGUCGUCGAGACAGGCAACAAGGCAAAGUUCGGACAGAACGCAUCCUUGGGCCGAAGACUGCUAUCCACAGGCGAUCGGCUGCUCUGCGAGGCUGCGUCGAAGGAUCGCGUUUGGGGGAUUGGAUAUACCGCUAAACAUGCCUUGUCUCACCGUCAACACUGGGGUGAGAAUCGGCUGGGCAAAGCUCUCAUGGCGACGAGAGAAUACCUAAGGAGCGAGGAGGCCCGGAACAAGAAGCCUUGGGAGCAAUAUGAGGCAUAA